This is a messenger RNA of Spodoptera litura, 1848 nucleotides long. RefSeq names its product sorting nexin 1 (gene Snx1). Gene Ontology annotation, biological process: early endosome to Golgi transport. The record is from RefSeq and is a predicted model, not a curated record. Gene Ontology annotation, molecular function: phosphatidylinositol binding. Lineage: Eukaryota; Metazoa; Arthropoda; Insecta; Lepidoptera; Noctuidae. Gene Ontology annotation, cellular component: endosome membrane; endosome.
UGUUCAUUUCUGUCAAGCGAAUCUUGGUAUCGGAAAGUUAUCUCGCUGUUUUCGGGAAAAAUUUGAUUAGAAGCUUUAACUGUUCGUGGUAUAAUUUGUGAGUGUGUCGACAUCUAAAACAAAUUAACGAUGUCAGAAGAGCCAGAUACACCGCCCUUUAGCACAGUGGAUAUCAACAAUGAUAAUAGGGAUGACGAAGAUCUUUUCGCGUCUGCGGUCCAGGAAGUCAGUUUGGACUCGGAGGUGAAUGGUGCGCGCCAAGGAAUCGAGAAGGCCGCCAUUAGUGACGCUCCACCGUCUAUCAACGCUUCACUAGCCAGCCCAAUCAUGGAAGAGAUAGCAACAGAACGCGCAAACAACAUAAUAAUCACGAUCACGGAGCCACAAAAGAUUGGAGAAGGCAUGAGCUCGUACGUAGCGUACCGUGUCCUUACCAAAACCAACAUGCCUAUAUUCAGUAAGCAUGAAUUCGCCGUGCUACGGAGGUUCAGCGACUUCCUCGGCCUACAUGAGAAGCUGACUGAGAAGUACUUGAGGUCUGGCAGGAUCAUACCUCCGGCUCCUGAGAAGAGUAUAGUUGGUACCACAAAAUUGAAGAUGACAUCUACACCGUCGACGGAAAGUGCUAAUGGCAGCUCAGCGGCUGGCAGCGUACAGUCGCAGUUUGUGGAGCGACGCCGUGCAGCGCUCGAGCGCUUCCUCAACCGAGUGGCUCAGCACCCCGUACUCUGCAUCGAUCCAGACUUCAGGGAGUUCCUUGAGUCAGACACAGAGUUGCCCAAAGCGACGAGUACGUCAGCGCUGAGUGGCGCGGGAGUGCUGCGUCUCUUCAACAAGGUCGGCGAGACCGUCAACAAGAUCACGUACAGAAUGGACGAGUCUGACCCGUGGUUCGAGGAGCGCUCAGGUCGUGUGGAGGCCCUGGAAGCCUGCCUCCGGCGCCUGUCGGGCGCGUGCGAGGCGCUGGCGGGCGAGCGGCGCGAGCUGAGCGCGCGCACGCACGAGGCGGCGCGCGCGUGCGCCGCGCUGUCCGGCGCCGACCCGCACGCGCCGCUCUCUCGCGCGCUCUCGCACACCGCCGACUUGCACGAGAAGAUCGAGCACCUGCGACUAGAGCAGUCUAACACAGACUUCUACGUGCUGGCAGAACAUGUGAAGGACUACCUCGGACUCAUCGGAGCUAUCAAGGAUGUGUUCCACGAGAGAGUCAAGGUAUUCCAAAACUGGCAACAUGCUCAGAUGCAGCUGACGAAGCGGAGAGAGAACAAAGCCAAGGCCGAGCUCGCCAACCGGCCCGAGAAGAUCGAACAAGCUGCCAAUGAGAUUAUUGAGUGGGAAGCGAAGGUAGAGCGAGGCCAACAAGAAUUCGACACGAUAUCGCGUGUGAUCAAGAAGGAAUUGGAGCGCUGGGAUGAGGUCCGUCUACACGACCUGAGACACGCGCUACUACGGUAUCUGGACGACCAUAUGAAGCAUCAGGCACAGUCGAUCCGCUACUGGGACGCGUUCCUACCGGAGGCGCGCGCCAUCAAAUGAGUGGGACUCUCCGCGCUCGCACACGGCGACUGCGCUAACGUUAGUAAAUGAAUUCCAAUACCUUACUACACAUACACAUACAUACAUCACCUCGGUACAACAGAAUAAACAAUACCUUGUAGUUGAUCCAGACUAUGAAGAUAAAUAACUUUUUGUUUAUAGCAAGUGAGCGAAUACGAGUCAACUUCUUGUUUGAUAAUAAGCAAAUAAGUGCUUUAUACAUGUAUAAUAAUAACUAUAGAAAUGUGUACUAUGAACAACGUUUAAUAACCAUUUUAUAUAUACUAUAGUUCCUCAUAAGCAAAUCGCGAG